UCUUUGAAGAACGUUUGUGAUGAUUUAAUCUAAUUAGCUGACGCAAAAUAUCCCCAAAGGAUGGUAUAAUCCAAUUAUCUGGUAUCGUGUUGCCCAGUGUUUGGAUGAAUAGCCCAACCUGCUUCACGAUUAGCUAGCAAGGACUAAAGCUACCUGUUGAACUGACGCUAUUUUCCACCGUUUGAGCCCAGAAACGGAGAUAGAUUGGCAAGGUCUGAAACAGCCAUCACAGGAACGUAGCGCUGAGAUUAUGAUGAUUUGCAGAGAAAAGCAAACGUACACUUGUUUACAUAUCAGGUUCCCAACAGCUUAGUGGCGGAUUUCCUUUGCAUAGAAAACAUUAUGUCGGGCUCCGUGAAAAUGGAGUCAGGACCGGCGGAGAGCGCUACCUGGCGGAUGUCUACUGUAACUGCAGGUAAAGGCAGUCGCGGGAAGAACGCCAAGGGUCCGUCCAAAGAUACUACGUCCCGUUCUGAGGACACAAAGCCGCGGGUUCCGUGGAAGUCGUUCGGCGGCAGGAUCAAAACGCCUCAGACGGUGGAGUUUGAUCGACAGUUGGAUCACGUGGCCAAAUGGGUGGAAGAGUGGAGCCACAAAAAGAGAAUCAUAGUCCUAGAGGCCCUACUGAAGAGAUGUAACUAUCAACAGUUCCAGUUCUUAUGGACAGUGUCACAACCCACCCUGCACAGAGACUUCAUGUUCGCGGCGAAGCGAGACUACCCCAGUACCAAGUUUGUACCGAUCAGCACACAUCUCACACGGGAGAUCAGACAUCGUCUGGAACUAUACAGGAGUGACAAGACACACAGACUGAAGAGCGCGCUCUUACAGACCCCGUCUGACGUCAAACACGUCAACCAACCAGAGACGACCUUCCCAAGGAUAGACUCUCAGCACAGCAAAAAGUCCCAGAUUCCGCUGUCCAGAAGCACGGGGAGUGUGAAACUGCCGAGCAUCCGACAGCAGUCCGCGGCUUGCGGGGGAGGACUGGUGGAUAAGGAGUUGUCUCAGUCCGCGCCGGUCUCACAGUGGUUGAAAGGCAUGCCCAGUAGGAGACACGUACAGGAGGAGCUCAGUCCCAGGACCGAGGGGAAGAUCGUCCCUUCUGCCGGCACGAUGCGUAAGGCCGUCAGCGAGUCCUUCCUCACUAGGGACGAGAGAGCGCAGACUCGGUCGGGAAUCUUACCCAGGGAGGCCUGGCAGCUCAUCCUUUGGUUCGAACAGUCGUGGGACGAUGUAAAGAGAAACGAGUUUCUACACAAGUUACUUCUGAAGCUGGACCCACGGCAGCAUUACUUCAUCUCAUCUUAUCUGUCGGUGAAACAGUACAGAGACUUCAUCACGUUACUACCCGAGCACCUCGCGCUGAAGAUCCUGAGCUACCUGAAGCCGACCGAGCUGCUGUCGGCUUCCCGAGUCAGCCAGGCCUGGAACAGAAUCAUCAGCGACCAGGGGCUCUGGAGGGUCAAGUGUUACGAGACCGUUAUGAAACUGCCCAUCACAGCACAUGUGCAAGACUGGAAGAAACUUUACAAAGACAACUGGUUCCUGCAGAGGAACUGGGAUAUCGGCAGGUGUCGCAUCACGGAGAUCAGAGGACACACAGACAAAGUGCUGUCCGUGGCGUUUGAAGGCCGGAGGAUGGCUAGCGGCAGCGCGGACAAACUUGUCCGAGUCUGGGACAUCAAGACAGGCAACCUGCUCCACACACUCAAAGGACACACGAAAGGCAUCUGGUGUCUGCAGUUCUUCACCAAACACCUGAUCCUCAGCGGUUCGUACGACUCCACCAUCAAGAUCUGGAACCUGCGCACGAACACCUGCGCACGGACGCUGUUCGGGCACGAGGGGCCGGUGUGGGCACUGGUCAGGAAGGACGUCAUGAUGGUCACUGGGUCACAGGACAAGACAGCUAAGAUCUGGGAGAUCCGUCGCUGCCGCCUGGCGCACACGCUGAAGGGCCACUCCGCCGCUGUGUUCGCCGUGGACAUGGACGACGACUGUACCAUCGUCAUCACCGGCUCCGCUGAUAGGAGUAUCCGUAUAUGGAGCUGUGAAAGUGGGCGGAGUCUGAAGACCAUCUGGGCGUCCCACACCACGUCAAUCAUGACCGUGAGCUACCACCGCGGCUUCUUCGCCUGCUCCUCCGGAGGGAUGAUCUUCCUCUGGAACCUCAAGACGGCCACGUGCAUCAAGAAGUUCCACGAACACGAGAAAAGAGUGGAAAAGCUUCAGCUCCAGAUCACCAACCCUGAGAAAGUGGAAGGACUCAUGGUGUCCGCGGGGAAGGACGGCAUGAUCAAGUACUGGGACAUCAGCAAGGACAAGUCCAUACAGACCAUGAAAGGUCACAAGGGUCAGAUCAACUGCAUCCAGUUCGACGAGACCAAGAUGGCGACGGCCUCCGCGGACGGGAAGAUUCGGGUCUGGGACUUCCACAUAUCCAGCAAAACGGACACCAACGUGGUCAGGGUCAAGGAUUACGUGGAUCCGACGUGAACUUCGGGACUCGUGACAAAAGUAUGACUUGAAGUGGUCAGGUGAGGAUCACGCAGUGGUCACGUGAGGAUCACGUGACAAGAGUAUGACUUGUAGUGGUGAUCACGUGACGGUAGUACGACUGCAAGUGGACUGGUAAUGAUUUGUAUGUUGACUUCGCAAUAAGAAAUUAUGAAUAUUUUGUAAAUAUACAGAAAAAACAUAGUUAAGACCUACAUAUGGCAGUGGAAAUGGUACCAAGGAAGCCUUUUGAUGUGAUAAGUUGUUUCCUUUGAGAACUAUAGAAAAAACGACCACCUGUUAAUAGAUCAAAGUGGUUGUACCAUGGUAUAAGCCAAGAUAAAACUUUAUACAUGAUUUGCUGCUAAACGUGCAUUCCGUCCUUUCAGCCAGACUUUGGGUACUGGAUU
Branchiostoma belcheri (Belcher's lancelet) is the source of this 2909-nucleotide messenger RNA. Its product is annotated as F-box/WD repeat-containing protein 7-like. NCBI's taxonomy places the organism in Eukaryota, Metazoa, Chordata, Leptocardii, Amphioxiformes, Branchiostomatidae. Gene Ontology annotation, biological process: proteasome-mediated ubiquitin-dependent protein catabolic process; ubiquitin recycling. The record is from RefSeq and is a predicted model, not a curated record. Gene Ontology annotation, cellular component: cytoplasm; nucleus. Gene Ontology annotation, molecular function: ubiquitin binding. The coding region runs from base 343 to 2499 and encodes 718 amino acids. The transcript has 15 exons.